UGACUCAGCACUUCCCUCCUCCUGUCCUCUGGUGUCACAUACGACCUGUCAGCUGAUCCCAGCUCUGCCUGCAGCUCACAGCUUACAAUCAAACACACCUAGAGAGAAGGGAACUGUGUUUUCACAACUGUAACAACACAUAGAGAUCACAAGUGGAGUUACUUGUCUAUAUUCUAAAAUAAAAGUUCUAUCUCUGUGGGCAGAUUUCAAAGCAUGACUGCUAAAGUGGACCUAGCAACCCUGGACCUCAGCAACCACCAAGCAGGGGAGCAGAAUGGCAACCAAACUUUCCUAUACACGAGGAAGAGGGGCUAUGACAUCACCAGAGACCCACAUCUUAACAAGGGUAUGGCCUUCUCUCUGGAGGAACGACUGCAACUUGGAAUCCAUGGACUGCUGCCUCCUUGCUUUCUCAGUCAAGAUGUGCAGGUCCUAAGGGUGUUGAGGAACUAUGAACGCCAGAAAUGUGAUCUUGACAGAUACAUUUUAUUGAUGGGACUUCAAGAUCGCAAUGAAAAGCUUUUCUACAAAGUCUUGACAUCAGACAUUGAAAGAUUCAUGCCAAUUGUUUAUACUCCGACUGUAGGGUUGGCAUGUCAACAAUAUGGCCUGGCAUUUCGACGACCAAGGGGCUUAUUCAUUACAAUUCACGACCGUGGUCAUGUUUCCACACUGAUGAAGUCUUGGCCUGAGAGUGUUAUUAAGGCAGUCGUGGUGACAGAUGGAGAGCGAAUUCUAGGUCUUGGAGAUUUGGGAAGUUAUGGCAUGGGCAUCCCUGUUGGUAAACUGGCACUUUAUACAGCAUGUGGAGGAGUAAAGCCUCAGGAGUGUCUGCCAGUGAUGCUGGAUGUGGGCACUGAUAAUAAGGAUUUGCUAGAAGAUCCCUUGUAUAUUGGCCUGAGACAUAGACGAGUGAGAGGAAAAGCUUACGAUGACCUUCUGGAGGAAUUCAUGCAAGCUGUGACAGACAGGUAUGGCAUGAACUGCCUUAUUCAAUUCGAAGAUUUUGCUAAUGCCAACGCUUUUCGCCUUCUGAAUAAAUAUCGCAAUCAGUACUGCACUUUCAAUGAUGACAUCCAAGGCACUGCAGCAGUGGCGGUUGCUGGACUUCUUGCAGCACUGCGAAUAACAAAGAACAAGUUAUCAGAUCACACAGUACUAUUUCAAGGUGCUGGAGAGGCUGCCAUGGGAAUUGCAGACCUAAUUGUGAUGGCAAUGGAGAAAGAAGGGACUCCUAAAGAUGAGGCUAUCAAAAAGAUAUGGAUGGUGGACUCUAAAGGACUGAUAGUGAAGGGCAGGGCUUCCUUAACACAUGAAAAAGAACGCUUUGCUCAUCCACAUGAGGGAAUGAAGAAUUUACAAGAUGUUGUCAAAAACAUCAAGCCAACUGCUCUGAUAGGUGUGGCAGCCAUUGGUGGAGCAUUUACUGAACAAAUUAUUAAAGACAUGGCUGCCUUCAACAACAGACCAAUCAUAUUUGCACUGAGUAACCCAACAAGUAAAGCAGAGUGCACCGCAGAGCAAUGCUACAACCUGACUGAGGGUCGUGGAAUUUUUGCAAGCGGAAGCCCAUUCGAUCCAGUCACUCUUCCAGAUGGACAAAUCUUACAUCCUGGACAGGGCAACAAUUCCUAUGUAUUCCCAGGAGUUGCCCUUGGAGUUAUUGCGUGUGGCGUGAGACAUAUAAGUGAUGAAGUCUUCCUCACAACUGCCGAGGUUAUAGCUGAACAAGUUUCUGAUAAACAUCUGGACGAGGGUCGUCUGUACCCACCUUUGCAAACAAUACAAGACGUCUCUGUUAAAAUUGCUGUUAAGAUUGUAGAAAAUGCAUACAGAGAUAACACUGCAUCCGUGUUUCCUGAGCCUGAGGACAAGGAAGGUUUUGUCCGCUCUCAGAUGUAUACCACGGAUUAUGACCAGUUUGUGGUGGAUUCCUACUCGUGGCCUCCUGAGGCAAUAAAAGUGCAGACUGUCACUCUCUAAAGGUGAAGC
Pelobates fuscus (common spadefoot toad) is the source of this 1992-nucleotide messenger RNA. It is a transcript of the gene ME1, whose product is annotated as malic enzyme 1. Gene Ontology annotation, biological process: pyruvate metabolic process; malate metabolic process. Gene Ontology annotation, molecular function: NAD binding; malate dehydrogenase (decarboxylating) (NADP+) activity. The record is from RefSeq and is a predicted model, not a curated record. NCBI's taxonomy places the organism in Eukaryota, Metazoa, Chordata, Amphibia, Anura, Pelobatidae. Gene Ontology annotation, cellular component: mitochondrion. The transcript has 14 exons. The coding region runs from base 214 to 1983 and encodes 589 amino acids.